AUGGUCCGAAGCAUCAAGAACCCUAAGAAAGCCAAGAGAAAGAACAAGGGCUCAAAGAAAGGAGAUGGGUCUUCUUCCUCUGCAAUACCAUCGAUGCCUGCGAAGGUAUGGCAACCAGGGGUGGACAAGUUGGAGGAAGGCGAAGAGCUCCAGUGUGACCCAUCAGCUUACAAUUCUCUCCAUGCCUUCCAUAUUGGUUGGCCUUGUUUAAGCUUUGAUAUUGUACGAGAUACAUUGGGGUUGGUUCGGACAGAGUUCCCCCAUACAGUGUAUUUCGUUGCCGGGACUCAGGCAGAGAAAGCUGCUUGGAACUCUCUUGGAAUAUUUAAAGUAUCCAACAUUUCUGGGAAAAAGCGCGAACCAGUGCCUGCCAAACCUGCAGAUGAAGACUCUAAUAUGGAUAGUGAGGAUAGUGAUAGUGACGAAGAUAAUGAUGAUGAGGAGGCUGGUGGAUCUGGCGCACCAGUUUUGCAGUUGCGCAAGGUAGCUCAUGAAGGAUGUGUUAAUCGUAUACGCGCCAUGACACAAAAUCCCCAUAUAUGUGCAUCUUGGGCAGAUACUGGUCAUGUGCAGGUUUGGGACUUCAGUUCUCAUUUAAAUGCUUUAGCAGAAUCAGAGGCAGACGUUAGCCAGGGAGCUUCUUCAGUUUUUAACCAGGCUCCAUUGGUUAAGUUUGGGCAUAAAGAUGAAGGGUUUGCUCUAGACUGGAGUCCACUUGUACCUGGAAGGCUUCUAUCUGGGGAUUGCAAGAAUUAUAUACAUUUGUGGGAACCUACAUCGGGUUCCACAUGGAAUGUUGAUACUACUCCGUAUAUUGGACAUACUUCAAGUGUGGAGGAUCUGCAAUGGAGUCCUACUGAACCUGAUGUAUUUGCCUCUUGUUCUGUGGAUGGGAACGUAGCAAUAUGGGAUAUCCGUCUGGGAAAGUCACCAGCAACUUCUUUUAAGGCGCAUGAUGCAGAUGUGAAUGUUAUUUCUUGGAAUAGGCUGGCUAGUUGUAUGCUGGCAUCUGGAAGUGAUGAUGGUACUUUUUCCAUUCGCGAUCUUAGAUUGCUUAAGGAAGGAGAUUCUGUAGUGGCACAUUUUGAAUACCAUAAACACCCCAUCACAUCCAUUGAGUGGAGUCCACAUGAAGCCUCCACUUUGGCAGUGUCAUCUUCUGACAAUCAGCUAACAAUAUGGGAUCUAUCUUUGGAAAAUGAUGAGGAAGAGGAGGCAGAAUUCAAAGCUAAAACAAAGGAGCAAGUGAAUGCUCCAAAAGAUUUACCUCCACAACUUCUUUUUGUCCAUCAGGGACAAAAAGACCUCAAAGAACUUCAUUGGCAUGCUCAGAUUCCUGGCAUGCUCGUUUCAACUGCAGCAGAUGGUUAUAAUAUUCUGAUGCCUUCAAACAUACAGACUACCCUUCCCUCUGAACUCUGA
Prunus armeniaca (apricot) is the source of this 1422-nucleotide messenger RNA. The record is from the annotation of a GenBank genome assembly. NCBI's taxonomy places the organism in Eukaryota, Viridiplantae, Streptophyta, Magnoliopsida, Rosales, Rosaceae.